Messenger RNA from Sabethes cyaneus, 1552 nucleotides. RefSeq names its product mitochondrial dicarboxylate carrier (gene Dic1). The transcript is spliced from 5 exons. Gene Ontology annotation, biological process: succinate transmembrane transport; malate transmembrane transport; oxaloacetate transport. The coding region runs from base 162 to 1028 and encodes 288 amino acids. The record is from RefSeq and is a predicted model, not a curated record. Gene Ontology annotation, molecular function: oxaloacetate transmembrane transporter activity; sulfate transmembrane transporter activity; thiosulfate transmembrane transporter activity. NCBI's taxonomy places the organism in Eukaryota, Metazoa, Arthropoda, Insecta, Diptera, Culicidae.
CAUACCAGCCAACAGCAGGAUGCUGUCAGUUUCUAAGCUUACGUCAUUCUCAAUUGCUCGGUUCACAACUUUGCCCAUACGGACGGUGACGGUGCAUAAGUGACUUUUGCACGAACGUACGCCGGAAAACGUUACCCCUUCCGAGAUCAGCUUUCUUCAGAAUGGCCGAUGAUAAGCAAAAGCGGAUAUCCUAUUGGUACUUCGGCGGUUUGGCCAGUGCUGGAGCGGCGUGCUGUACCCAUCCGCUAGAUUUACUGAAGGUCACCCUGCAAACCCAACAGGAAGGUAAGAUAUCCCUGCUGCAACUGACCGGAAAAGUGAUCCGAACGCAGGGCGUUCUGGCUCUGUAUAAUGGUUUGUCGGCUUCGCUGCUCCGUCAACUGACCUACUCUACCACACGAUUUGGAAUUUACGAAGUCGGCAAGCAGGCCAUGGGAAACGAUUCAGGCUUCUUAGGAAAGGCAGUAUUGGCAGGGGCAGCAGGUGCUGCAGGCGGCUUUGUUGGUACCCCUGCCGAUAUGGUAAACGUUCGCAUGCAAAAUGACAUCAAACUGCCAAUUGACCAGAGGAGAAACUACAAACAUGCAAUCGACGGACUGUUCCGUGUCUUCCGGGAGGAAGGAUUCACACGUCUGUUUUCCGGUGCCUCCACUGCCACAUCCCGUGCCGUAUUUAUGACCAUCGGACAGCUAUCUUUCUACGAUCUGGUUAAAGAUCUCCUUCUGAACUCAGGACACUUCGGUGACAACUUAACUACUCAUUUCUUAUCGUCGCUGACAGCCGGUGCCAUUGCGACCACUAUGACGCAACCGCUGGAUGUGCUGAAAACCCGCGCAAUGAACGCCAAACCGGGCGAGUUUGCGAAUGUUUGGGAAAUCGUUAAGUACACCGCUCGGCUAGGGCCGCUAGGGUUCUUCAAGGGGUACGUGCCAGCUUUCGUUCGACUGGGGCCGCAUACUAUUCUGACGUUCGUAUUCCUUGAACAACUGCGCAUGAACUUCGGUUAUUUGAAACCGGAGAAGAAGUAGCUUCGGAGACAUGGAAACGGGCCUACGGGUUAAACAUUGUGGGUGUAUUGGUGUACUGUUGUGUUUUCAAAAGUGACUCACACUGCUUGCAUGAAGAUAUUAAACUACGGGUUCUCAAUCUAUGUUGCUGUACAGUUGCAAAAGAUUUAAUAUUUGCAUUUUUGUUGUUUCUUAUCCGUUUACUAAAUGGAAUUAUUAGCUGGAGGCUAAAACUUAAAACUUGCCUAGUUAAAGGUACUCUAAAAGAGAAAAAAAAACGAGAAUCAACGAAUAGGAACAAACAUUCCACUGACGCUAGCCUCAUUAUAAGUAAAGAAAAGUUAUAAUUUUAUUUUAUCUGUUUAUUGUGAAUUUCAAAAUGUACUACAAUCUGAGAACUAAUAAAAUAGAAACCAGGAAUUUGUGAUAGAAUACCUGCUGCUUGUUGGUUAAAAACUGAUUCUGGAAAAGAUUUUUAAAAGAAAUAAUUAUAUAUGUAUCUAUGUAUGUGUAUAAACAAUCCAUGUCACCUUGACCGGCCAAGC